This is a messenger RNA of Ramularia collo-cygni, 777 nucleotides long. Its product is annotated as related to RNase III domain protein. The transcript is spliced from 2 exons. The record is from RefSeq and is a predicted model, not a curated record. Bases 1 to 777 code for a protein of 258 amino acids. Gene Ontology annotation, cellular component: mitochondrial large ribosomal subunit. Gene Ontology annotation, biological process: mitochondrial translation; RNA processing. Gene Ontology annotation, molecular function: ribonuclease III activity; structural constituent of ribosome. Lineage: Eukaryota; Fungi; Ascomycota; Dothideomycetes; Mycosphaerellales; Mycosphaerellaceae.
AUGAAGUCCGCCAACCCCUCCUAUGUAUGCGCAAACUGCGUACGCACUCUCAGGAGUCAGAACGCAUCACAAAUAUCAGUCCCGGCGAUACGAGCCUUCUCCAACAAGACGCCCGCACGAGGCACGACAUCCCCUUCAGAACACUCUCCCCGUCUCUACCACGACCAGCCACGAUGGAAACAGACGCCAGCCGCCAUGAAAAUGCCCAUUCGUCUACGACCGCAGCCCAAGCAGCCCGUGUGGAAUGUCAAUGCGAAUGAAGAGCGGCUCAACCACGCCUAUGAUCUCUUUCUGGGCAAGGAUGGCAGCGCAAUGCUAGAUGAGGAAACAAAGUGGUUAGCAGUAACCCACAAAUCCCACGAUCACGGCCGUCAAGGCUUCAACGACCGUCUCGCCUACCUGGGAAAACGCAUCGUCGACCUUCAAGCCUCCCUCGCAUUGCUUGCAAUGCCCAUCCCGCCCUCCCUACAUCUCAACCCAGAAGACGUCUUUGUGCAUCCUGCAUUAGAAGGUCUGGAGAACAUCACCCCUUUUGCGAAACAGACUGUGCUGGACAAGAGUCGCCUGGCGCAGUUGGCUGUGAGGAAAUAUGGAUUGGAGAAGGUGGUGCGCUGGAAGCCAAAAAAGAGCGAUAAUUUGGAGGGCUCGGGAUUAUCGGCUGUGUUGGCACAUACACUCUACAGCAUCAUCGGUGCGGUAGCUUUGCGGCAAGGUGGUGAGGUUGCUGCGAAGACGGCAAGGGAGAAGAUUCUACGACCGCUCGGGCUCGGGGUGUAA